Molecule: messenger RNA, 1118 nt
Organism: Penaeus indicus
Lineage: Eukaryota; Metazoa; Arthropoda; Malacostraca; Decapoda; Penaeidae
Exons: 4
Coding region: 221-877 (218 amino acids)
Source: RefSeq, a predicted model, not a curated record
UCUCUCACCAGUCUGUCUCCUUUCGCUGUCUUGUCUCCCGGCCCAAGAUUUUACUCUCUCUCCGUCUGUCUUUCUCUUACUCUGUUCCUUGUUUUUCGUGCCACGGUCUUUGUCUCCAGGUCUGCGAUUUCGUUGGUGCAACGGUGAGUGGUUGAACGAGGGACCAUAAGGAACACCAACACCUUCAUCCGAGUAGGAUUUUCGACCAUCAGGCAGACCAAUGAUGUCGAUGGAAAUGAGUGAUGACAAUGGCCUUCUCUCCGGCAGAAGGUCAGGGAGAAUGAUCAACUUCUGGCGGUCGAGGACGGGCAUGGAGCGGGUGCUGUUAGUCGUCACGGUAGUCCUCGGCAUAAUGGUGUUCGGGUUCAUCAUCGGCGUCGCGUCGCUUAAUAAGACAAUUCAUCGAGACGAACAGACCAUCAGCCAGUUAAGCCGAGAACUGGCGGACUGCGAAGCUCACCUCAGCACCACCACAGCCAGCCCUGCCACCACCACAGCCAGCCCUGCCACCACCACAGCCAGUCCUGCCACCGCCACAGCCACAGAUACCACCACGCCAUCCAGUACAGCCGCCACCCCAUCCACCACACCAUCCACCGCAGCCACUACAACCACCACAGUCGACACAGCAUCCACCACAACCACCCCAUCCACCACAGUAUCCACCGCCCCAUCCACCUCAUCCACCGCCCCAUCCACCUCAUCCACAGCCUCAUCCACCUUAUCCACCGCUCCAUCCACCUCAUCCACCGCCUCAUCCACUUCGUCCACCACCCCAUCCACCACCGUAUCCACCUCCUCCACCACCCCAUCCACCACAUCCGUCCCUGACACCACAGAACAAAGCAGUGACACCACAACUAUCACCACUCCAUAAUCGCACUCAAAGUCCCGAACUGAAACUGCCAUUCCGUUAUCCAGUAAAAGUGUUUCUACAACUUCUAAUGCUGGAAUGAAAUUUUAAAUUGCAUCUAAUAAACGUUAAGUAAGUUCUUAGUUAGAGAGACACACACACAUUAUAUAUAUAUGUGUGUGUGUGUGUAUGUGUGUGUGUGUGUGUGUGUGUGUGUGUGUGUUUGUGUGUUUGUGUUUGCAUGUUUUUAUAUAUACAUACGUAU